UGAGGAAUCCAGACCCGGUUCAGUGUUGAGUGUCAGCCGCGCAGGUCGAGUUCUCACGGUCAGUGAUUGAACAUGUCCGUGAGUGGGAACUACAGCGUUCCAAACUUCACUAAAGAUCACCUAAUGAAAGACGAGUUCAGUAAAGAUGCCUAUGAUUACGAGGAGGAGGAGGAGGAGGAGGAUGAAGAGGAGAUUUCAGACUCAGAGGACAAACCCAAAAUCUUACUGAUGGGACUCAGGCGGAGUGGAAAGUCCUCCAUACAGAAGGUGGUCUUCCACAAGAUGUCCCCCAACGAUACACUAUUCCUGGAGAGCACCAAUAAGAUCUGUAAAGACGACAUCAGCAGCAGCUCCUUCAUUAACUUCCAGAUCUGGGAUUUUCCGGGUCAGGUGGACUUUUUUGACCCCACCUUUGAUUAUGAGAUGAUCUUCAGAGGGACAGGAGCGCUCAUCUUUGUUAUUGAUGCUCAGGACGACUACAUGGAGGCUUUGGGGAGGCUGCACCUCACCGUGUCCCGCGCCUACAGAGUCAACCCCAAGAUCAACUUCGAGGUGUUCGUGCACAAGGUGGACGGACUGUCGGACGACCACAAGAUCGAGACGCAAAGGGACAUCCACCAGAGGGCUACCGAUGAGCUGGCAGACGCUAGCUCGGACAAACUGCACCUCAGCUUCUACUUGACCAGCAUCUACGAUCACUCUAUAUUUGAAGCCUUCAGUAAGGUGGUACAGAAACUCAUCCCUCAUCUGCCCACACUGGAGAACCUGCUCAACAUCUUCAUAUCGAACUCCGGGAUCGAGAAGGUGUUCCUGUUCGACGUUCUCAGUAAGAUCUACAUCGCUACAGACAGUUCUCCGGUGGACAUGCAGUCGUACGAGCUCUGCUGUGACAUGAUCGACGUCGUUAGUGACGUCUCCUGUAUUUACGGGCUAAAAGAGGACAGCGGCAGGACUGCGUUUGAUACAGACUCUCUUGCCAUCAUUAAGAUGAACAACACCACUGUGCUCUACCUGAAGGAGGUGACCAGGUUCCUGGCUCUCGUCUGUAUCCUGCGUGAGGAAAGCUUCGAGAAGAAAGGUCUGAUCGACUACAACUUCCACUGUCUGAGAAAAGCCAUCCACGAGGUGUUUGAGGUCACGUGUCUCACCUCCAGAAACUGCUUACCUGAUAAUCUAGACUCCCCUGGUCCUAGCAGUAGUAGUGUUAAAGUGCCAAUGCUUAACGGGACCCCCAGAGGCCCGAAGUGACCUUACAGAGGGACGGUGUCACCCCCCCUCUUUUCCCGGGGCUUCUUCUGCACCGAACUGAGCACGCAUCAGAUGCUGGAGCUACGGUGUUGUCUGCAUCCUGGAAGCAAGUUGAGCUGGUAGCUAAUUAAAGUGUGUGUGUGUGUGUGUGUGUGUGUGAGUGUGUGUGUGUGUGUGAGGGUUGAGUAAUAUGGCAAUAAUGUGACAUGUUGUUUUUAAUUCUUUGAUCGACCUCAAUAUCAUCAAAAUGUUCAAUUAAACUGUGUGAAAGUAGUGUGAAAAAGUAAUUACCCCCCACCCCUUCCUGAUUUAAUUCCUUUUUAUGGCAUAUUUGUUAUAUAUUAAAUGAUUUAGUCAUUUCCAGCUCCCGAUUGUGAAUCCGCUAUAGCUCAGUUUUAUCAAGGAGAGCCUUGAGCCACGCCUCAUCCACCACGUGUCCAAUCUGUUGCCACUUCUCGUCACCUGCCAGAGUACCUGGUGGAAAACAUGCUUGAAAACACACAGACUAUAAAUAGAGAAGAGGACUGAACCCAGUUUGAUAGAGCUGCACGGCACCAACACAGCCCCUCUAAAACAUCUGCUUGAUUCUUUCUCUGUGAUUUAUCUGCACUCUGACCACUUGUCCGGUUUCUGGACGUAUCAUGACCUGGUUUUUCUGUGCUGUGAUUUCUUCUGGGCAUAUUGCCCACCCCAUGGUGUGUGUUGGUGUGCCAAAACAUAUUUGUACUGGGCAUUUGUGAUGGGUUCUGACCUCAAACCCUACUGUAAAUGGGAACACUAGAGUGAGCAGCCACGCUUGGACAGCAGUGGUUUCCAUCCUGCCAACCUUCCAUGCGAAUCCUUAUUAUCGCUGACCUUAGCUGAGGAUACCUAACUGACCUCAAUGCGCCUUUAGGGAUGUCUCAGGAGACUACCAGCCACUGAGUAGUAGCCUAACUCUUUCAUUUUUUCAUUUGGAAAUAGUGGCUCUCGCUGUGGUUCGGUGGAGUCCUAGAGCCAUAAAUAGCUGUGUAACCCUUUUUAGACUGAUACAUUUGAAGGACUGUUUCUCUCAGCUCUUCUGUAAUUAGAUCAGAGCUUAGUGUUCCUGUAGAAACAUGAUAAAGCAUGGUGUGGAAGCUGGUAUAGUGGGUGCUGUGCAGCAGCAUGGGUCCUGAGGCCCUAGGUUUGAUCCUCAGCUCUGGUUUCUGCCUAUGAGGAGUCUGGUUUGUCCUUUUUAUGGUUUUCUUUAACUGAGAACAUGUAGAAGGUCGGUUGACAUUUUUUUCCCACUUAGUGUGAGUAAGUAUAGAUCAAUGAGCCAGAACAUUUGGACCACCUGCUUUAUACACUGUCAAAAUAGCCCUGACCCACCGAGACAUGGACUUUACAGGACAUCUGAAGGACUCCUGUGAUAUCUGGUACCAGGAUUUUCCCAGCAGGUCCUUCCAGGUGAAUCGUCCAACAGUGCAUCCUCAGGUAAACGAUGCAAUGUGCCCAGUUUACCAGUAUCAGGCCACUUCAUUUUCGUCCGUGGCUCCCAGAACUGGACCAUUGUAGGUCCAUUCAGUAUUGGAUAGGAGUUACUCGGCACCAUAGACACAAGGGUUCGAUUCCCUGUGUGUUGUGACAUGUUCACCUCAUCACCAGGAUUAAAUGAAACUGCAAUUUGAGCCUCAGUGAUUGUUCUGUUGGUCCGGACCAGACCCCACAGCCUUCAUGUCCUCUGGUAUCACCGAGUCUCGGCCGCCCAACACCCUGUCGGCGGCUCGUCCCUCCUCGGACCGCUGUGAGCGCCUUGCUGUUUAUUGUUCCGUUUUUAAGGUGGACCUUAUGUUUUGGAUCAUCGGUGUACGCUGCAGUAAAAUCUGUCGCCUCCUUUCCUAAAUACGUAUUAACACUAAGCUGAACAACAGCGGGAGCAAACGUCUGUCGUUCGUGCACCAGACAGCUUCAAGUGCUGUGGUCCAAAACCUAUUUUUCUACACAACACUAUACAGUAUAUAUAUUUUUAGACAUGAACUAAGGUUUUGUAAUUGUUGAAAGUAAUAAUGUAUUUUUAUUAAAAAUGCUUCAGAUUUGAAGAAUAAAUGAAU
This is a messenger RNA of Trichomycterus rosablanca, 3323 nucleotides long. It is a transcript of the gene rragcb, whose product is annotated as Ras-related GTP binding Cb. The transcript has 7 exons. The record is from RefSeq and is a predicted model, not a curated record. Gene Ontology annotation, biological process: cellular response to starvation; negative regulation of autophagy. Gene Ontology annotation, cellular component: lysosome; Gtr1-Gtr2 GTPase complex; nucleus. The coding region runs from base 73 to 1248 and encodes 391 amino acids. Gene Ontology annotation, molecular function: GTP binding; GTPase activity. Lineage: Eukaryota; Metazoa; Chordata; Actinopteri; Siluriformes; Trichomycteridae.